AUGGACCUUGUGAGGCGCAUUAACUUUCACGAGUCAGAGCUUCCCCUCGACGGCUCGUCCGUUUCUGAUCGUGGCGCAUCCCCUGGCGCCUCUUUUGAGCGGCAAUUCCUGAGACUGGCCGAGAAUGAGCUCGAGAAGGGCAUUCGUACUCAAGGCGCGGCCAACCCAUACAACCUCGCCAACCUGCGCUUCUUCAACUCGUUGCUACACCAACAGACGAGCCGAAUCAAAGCCACAAUGCUGUGCAUCAGCAAUACAAACCCUUCCAAAUGGCCCAAGGUCGAUGAUGAUGUGACGAAAGGUGUGCGUAGAGCCGUCGAGCAAGAUUAUCUGAACUUGCACGAGUACGCGGACGCGUUGUACCGGCGGUGUCGGGAGGAGAUUGUGGUGCUGAUAAACAGCAUAGCCAUUGCCGAGUCAGUCAAUGGCAUCACUCAGGCAGAACAAAUUGAAAAGCUUACGUUCAUGGCGUUCAUCUUUGCGCUGAUUUCAUUCACUUCGGCCGUCUUCAGCAUGAACGCGCCAGAGCUGCAAAGGGUGACAUCUUGGCCGUGGUUUGAUGGGAAACUCAGGUUGUAG
This is a messenger RNA of Emericellopsis cladophorae, 579 nucleotides long. RefSeq lists its product as uncharacterized. Lineage: Eukaryota; Fungi; Ascomycota; Sordariomycetes; Hypocreales; Bionectriaceae. The transcript is spliced from 2 exons. The coding region runs from base 1 to 579 and encodes 192 amino acids. The record is from RefSeq and is a predicted model, not a curated record.